ACGGGGCCGGGCCGGGCUGGGAACGGGGCCGGGCUGGGAGCGGGGCCGGGUCGCUCCGCCCCGCUCCGCCCUCGGGCCCGCCCGUCCCGCCAUGGCGGCGGCCUUCACCGCCCUCCGUGUCCUGCUUGGGCUCUUCUUCUUCCUCACGGGCGCGCUGAAGGUGUCGGACUGGCUCUCGGCCGACCUGCACCGGCACAUGGAGCCCGGGAUGAACAGCUCGGUGCCGGGACUGCUGCCGGUGGAACACCCUGGCGAGUGCGUGCCCAGCAACCCGGUGCAGUUCAUGCUGGUGCCUGUUGUCUACUGCCUGGUGCUGUGUGUGGGGCUGCCAGGCAACCUGGUGGCAUUGCUGGUCUUCCUGCAGAGUGUCAAGGUGAGGAAGGCCAUCCGCAUCUACCUCAUCAACCUCACGCUGGCCGACAUCCUCUUCAACCUCACCCUGCCCCUCUGGAUCCACUACUACCUGGCUGGGGGGGACUGGCUACUCUCAGAGGCUGCCUGUCGCCUGGCCGGGGCCGCCUACUACCUGGCAACCUACAGUGCCAUCACCUUCAUGGCGCUCAUCAGCUUAAACCGGUUCUGCGCGGUGCGGGCGGCACGGCGGGCACUGCCGCUGACGGGGCCCCGAGGCGCCACGCUGGCCUGUGCCCUGGCCUGGCUGCUGGGACUGGGCUGUGCCGUGCCCACCCUGGCCACUCACCAGACCUUCCCCACCCGUGCUGGGACCACUGCCUGCUUUGAGCAGCACGGGCGGCAGCGGGGCUAUGCCUACGCCAUGGUGGGCUUCUUCUCCGCCACCUUCCUGGUGGUGCUGGGCACCUACGCCUCCAUCGCCCGGGCACUCUCGGUGCCCGCCGCAGCCUCACCAGGCUCCCACAGGCAGCAGGCCCGUGCCAUGGUGCUGGGGAUGCUGCUGAUCUUUGUGGUCUGUGUGGCCCCCUACCACCUGACACUGGCCCCCUGGGUGGGCAGCCGGCCCCCCGCACCGCUCUGCGGGCCCCCCGACACCCUGGAUGUGCUGCACACACUGAGUGUGGCCCUGCUCAGCCUCAACAGCUGCCUGGACCCCCUCAUCUACUGCUUCUCCAUCCGGCGCUUCCGCGCUGACCUGGGACGGACCCUGCGCAACAUCGGCCGGUGCUUCCCGCUGCCCCCGCCGGCCCCCCCCGGGGCAGCGCCUGGCGCCCGAGCUUCCUCCUUCACCUCCUCGUAGCAGGGUGGGCACCAGGGUCCUGCCCCCGGCUGCUCCGGUGCCACAGUCCCGGUGGGAUGUGGUACCUGUUGCCAGGUGAGGGAUCGGGAGCAGCGUGGGGGGAGCUCUGGCUUCGUGCACCCCCCUCCUCCCGCCCUGCUCUGCUCUCUGUGCAUUCCCACGCGCCCACAGUUCCUGCUCAAGCACAGAUCCUGCCCCCCGCAUUGCAGGCACUGGGAGGGCGUCACUGGCACUGGGACAGCGUCAUUGGCACUGGGAGAGCGGCACUGGCACUGGGAGAGGGACUCGCCCAGCAGUGGGAGCUGAGCCAUAGUGGGGUGUGGGAAGAGGAUGGAGAGGGAUGCUCGGCAGUUGCUGUCGUCUCCCUCCUGCAUGCAUGACCAAAGACGCCCACGGCAUGAGUUGGGCUGCCCAGGGGGCUGUUCGAGGCCCCGUGGCCACUCCUGUCCUGCAGUGUCCCCAAGCCUCAUGCCGGCACCCCUCCUGCUCUCGGCCAGGAUUAAAAAUGAAUGAGCCAAAGGCUUCCCCGGUCUCUUCGCUGGUGGGUGCCUGUGCCCCUCACCAAGCAGUUCCUGCGCCCCGGGGACGGCUGGAUAUGGGGCAGCCCCGGUCCCCGCAGCCCUGGCCCCCAGCCCAGCCCCGCCCCGCUCCUGAGGCAGGACCCUGCCCCAGGGCGGCUCUUGCACCGGGGGCUGCUGAGCCCGCACCCCCUGCCCCGUCUCCUGCCCUGCCCAUGGGUGGGCGGCCGUGGUGAGCGCAGCCCCCACCCCGCACCUGCCGCCCCCUCCCCGUGAGCCCCGGCGCGGCAGGGGCGGCGGAGCGGGCGCGGGUCCGUGGGCGGCUGUGUGGGCGGAAGAUGGUGUUUUCCCAGCCCUGGCUCAUUCCUGCUGCCAGCACAGCCCCGCUCUCCGUGCUGCACCGGCGGCAGAGCGGGUGCUGUGCAGCCGCGCGGGUUCUGGGGAUGCUGGGGGGCAGGGGUGCAUCAGCUGCCCCCCAGCUGGGGGUCUUGCUCCCCCAGCACAGGGCUGCUCUCCAGCGCGCUCCAACCCACGUGCGUGGGAGGAAACGCGAGGCACCGGGCAGGAGGAGAUGCGCUGCCUGGGGGACUGCUGGCAUGGGAUGGGCAGGGUGGCAGUGGGCACCAGGACGGGUGGGUGAUGCUGUGCCUGUGGCUGGUGGAUUUUUAAGGGCUACCUGGUUGCCAGCAGAGCGGUGAAGAUGCGGGGCAAGGCCUGACCCCGGGGAAUGGGGUCUCCAUGUGCCACGGAAAGUGUGCACCACUGUGACCCAGGGACACCAUGGCUCAGUAAAGCCGCGGUGGGUUCAUGGCAUGCCCGUGCUGCCCAUGCUGCCUGGACACUUUGCUCUGGCCCCAUGGAUGGGGCUGGAUGAUGUCUCCAUGUGCCGCAGUGCUGCUGCUCAACAGAGCUGGGGGAUGUCCCAAGGUGCCUCUGCUCUGCACCCAGCCCCAGGCCAGCUGCCUUCGACCACCCAGUUCUUCCCCUUUUGAAGUUCAUAUUAAAUUUUAAUCCUUUUAUAUAACUGCUGAAGGAGGGGGCAGAGCUCUGCUCCCCGUAUGCAGCAGGAGCAGCCGUGUCAGCAAUGCAGGACGCUGCAGGGCCUGGUGGGGUCUGGGACUGGAGAUCUCUUCCUGGGGGCACCAGGACUUUCGGGGGGCUCUCUGCACACCAGGACUGGGGCAGCCCCAGCUCUGGCCCUGGCUCUGCCAGGGUGUCCUGUUCAGUGGGAAAGCCUGGCGCUUUCCUGGCUAAAGACCACAGCACUGGGACAUAGACAUGACUGCUUAAAAACACACACAGGACACUUGCUUGGGCCAUGUAUGUCCCCCCACACACUGGGCAGGGCCUGACAUGUGGCGUGGUGGGGUGUUCUGGGCUCAGCUUGGCACCAGGAUGGGGCAUGUGCCACCACGCUGCUCCUGCCACCGUGCAGGGCGUUACC
This is a messenger RNA of Corvus hawaiiensis (hawaiian crow), 3175 nucleotides long. Its product is annotated as platelet-activating factor receptor-like. Gene Ontology annotation, biological process: phospholipase C-activating G protein-coupled receptor signaling pathway; positive regulation of Rho protein signal transduction. Bases 92 to 1213 code for a protein of 373 amino acids. The record is from RefSeq and is a predicted model, not a curated record. The transcript has 2 exons. Lineage: Eukaryota; Metazoa; Chordata; Aves; Passeriformes; Corvidae. Gene Ontology annotation, molecular function: G protein-coupled receptor activity. Gene Ontology annotation, cellular component: membrane.